Dimorphilus gyrociliatus is the source of this 724-nucleotide messenger RNA. The record is from the annotation of a GenBank genome assembly. Lineage: Eukaryota; Metazoa; Annelida; Polychaeta; Dinophilidae.
CAUGAUGAAACCUCAAAGAAGGGAAACUAUGAAAAGGAAGAGUGGAGAAAUGAUAGAAAAAGAAGUUCUCCACUCUCUUAGAAUGUCAUUAGGACCUAUUGGGAAUGGUUUGGAGAGAGGAAGAGUUAUGCAAGAAAUAUUUAAAAAGCUUGAUAAUGCCUUCGAUAAAACAGAUGAAUUUCCAAGAACUAAAGGAGUUUUCACUGUACAAGAGAAGGUCCUAGACCUUCAAAGGACAGCCAGAUUUGGACCAAUGGAUUCCUUGGAUGUUGUCUUACAAGGGGACAUUGAAAGGGGUACUACCACCUUGGGAAUGGGAGAGUCAAUUCUUGAAGAAUUAAGUAAAGGAAAUGUCAACUUUGAAGAAAUUUCACUAUUUCAGAAUUUUUGGCAACUGAAAACAACACUUCAUGAAAGUUCAGUAAGAAGGUGGGUUAGAGAAUUUAAAGGAGGAAGAACAAAUAUACUUGAUGAUGAUAGACAGGGAUGCCCAAGCACAGCCAGUAACAAUGAAAAUAAGGAAAGAAUUGCUCUAAUCAGAGAUAAUAGGAGAAUAAGCCAGGCUGAGAUAUCUCAAACAUUGAACAUAGGUCAUGCUGCUGUUGAAGAUUUGAUUUCCAGUCUUGGGAUGAGAAAGAUUGUCUCAAGAUGGAUUCCCUACCAAAUUGAUUGGUAUCAGAAAGCUUACAAACUACUCAAUAUCUUUGAACAACUGGAUAGGUAG